Messenger RNA from Penicilliopsis zonata CBS 506.65, 2586 nucleotides. RefSeq lists its product as hypothetical. Gene Ontology annotation, molecular function: pyridoxal phosphate binding; molybdenum cofactor sulfurtransferase activity; molybdenum ion binding. The transcript is spliced from 2 exons. NCBI's taxonomy places the organism in Eukaryota, Fungi, Ascomycota, Eurotiomycetes, Eurotiales, Aspergillaceae. The coding region runs from base 1 to 2586 and encodes 861 amino acids. Gene Ontology annotation, biological process: Mo-molybdopterin cofactor biosynthetic process. The record is from RefSeq and is a predicted model, not a curated record.
AUGAUGUUGGAGGGGCCUGAGAGAGACUCUAUCACCCCGGGGUAUUGCAAGGGAUAUUCGCAGGAUGUGGACGUCAUCCGGGCACGCGAGUACCCGUUGCUCAACGAUAUCACCUACCUCGACCAUGCCGGUACCACCCCCUACGCCAAAUCCCUGGUCGAGAAAUUCGCCCAGGAGCUGACGACAAACCUGUUUGGAAACCCACACUCGAUGUCUGCGUCAUCACAGCUAUCUACUCGUCGUAUCGAUGAUGUGCGUCUGCGCACCCUACGUUUCUUCAACGCCAGUCCGGACGAGUUCGACCUGGUCUUUGUGGCGAAUACCACCGCCGCCGUCAAGCUGGUGGCAGAGACGUUACGGGAUGUGGAUGAAUCUUCAGGUUUCUGGUAUGGAUACCAUGUAGACAGCCAUACCAGCCUGGUGGGUCUUCGUGAACUUGCCAAAGCAGGGAGUCGGUGCUUUCUCACCGACGGAGAGGUCGACGCAUGGACGGCGGGUUCGGGAUCCGGCGAUCAUCACACAAGACUGUUCUCGUACCCGGCGCAGUCGAAUAUGAACGGAAGGCGAUUACCUCUUCGAUGGUGUGAGGCGCUGCGGAGAUCAAAUGUAUUGACCCUGCUCGACGUGGCUUCGCUGGUGUCUACGUCGCCCCUAGAUCUAAGUAACGCAUCCGCCGCGCCCGAUUUCACGGCCCUCAGCUUCUACAAGAUAUUUGGGUUCCCGGAUCUGGGAGCAUUGAUUGUCCGCAAGAGUACUACAGCACAUUUGUUUCAGCGACGGAGGUAUUUUGGCGGAGGAACGGUUGAUAUGGUGCUCACGGCAGGAUCGCAGUGGCAUGCGAAGAAGGACUCUUCGAUCCAUGACCUCCUCGAAGACGGGACAUUACCAUUCCACAACAUCAUUGCUCUUGAUUUCGCCAUGGAAACCCAUCAACGCUUGUACGGAUCGAUGUCCAAUGUCUCGGCUCACACGCGCUUUCUGGCAAUGUGGUUGCACGAUCGUCUCUCGGACCUGACCCAUGCCAAUGGCGUCAAGGCUUGUGAAAUCUAUAAGUCAGUAGACUCGGAUUUUAUGGAUACAACUACCCAGGGCGCCAUCAUCGCGUUUAAUCUGCGUUCUAGUCGCAACCGAUGGGUGGGAAAGUCAGACGUCGAGAAACUGGCGGCUGUCCGGAACAUUCAAAUUCGAUCAGGCUCGCUCUGUAACCCGGGAGGAACGGCGCUGAGUCUUGGCUGGUCUUCAUCUGAGCUGCGACGAAACUACUCCCUCGGUCUGCGCUGCGGGGACGAACACGACGUGAUGGGAGGGCGGCCAACGGGGGCGCUUCGAGUCAGCCUGGGCGCCAUGUCAAACAUGAAAGACGUUGAUACUUUGGUAGGCUUUAUUGAGGAGUUUUACGUGGACAGUUCAACAAGGCCCAUUAUUCCUAUCACACCGUUGUUGAACAGAGGAGACUCAACGGAUCGGUCACGAUUCUACGUGGAGAGCCUAUGUGUGUAUCCCAUCAAGAGCUGUGGCGCGUUCAGGGUCCCCGACGGCAUGCGCUGGGAGAUCAAAAGGGAAGGGCUCGCAUGUGACCGAGAAUGGUGUCUCAUCCACCAGGGAACUGGAAUGGUUCUCAGCCAGAAAAAAUACCCACGCAUGGCUCUCAUCCAUCCUUUCCUAGACCUCGACCGUGGAGUGCUCCGGAUCACCACAUGUGGAGGAAUGGCGUCCAGCGAGCAAAAGAAGAGCAUUGAGGUGUCCUUGUCCCGCGAGGCAUCGAACAUGGUGCCCACCCCCCUCUGCCAGAAGUCUACCAAGAAAUCUUCCAUCGUGUGUGGCGAUCAAGUCACCGUCCAGACCUACGUCUCACCGGCCGUCUCGGCCUUUUUCACCGAUUUUCUCGGAGUGCCCUGUACCCUUGCACGAUUCCCUCCGCAGUCCUAUGCUCCUCGGUAUGCGCAGUCCUGGAGGGAACACAUCACCACCACCGACACCCCCUACAGCAAUCAAGCCAUGCCAGGGGCAUUCCCCCAAGACCCGUUAUUUCCAUCCGCUACACGUGUGGAAAAAAGGAAUCCACUCCUCCUGGCCAACGAAAGCCCGAUCCUACUCAUCUCGCGAUCGUCCGUGAACCGACUCAACGAGACCAUCAAAGCAACCACUACCACUACCACCACCACUACCGAACACAAUUCCAGCCGCCUGGGGAAGACCGUCGCCGCAGACGUCUUUCGUGGCAACAUCGUCGUGGCCGAAAGCCUGUCUCACGCAGGGGAUACCGAGCAGCCAUACAUUGAAGAUCUGUGGUCAGGGGUCCGGCUCGGGGCGCACGGGCUGCAUCUGGACAUCCUGGGUUCCUGCCAGCGGUGCCAGAUGGUCUGCGUCGACCAAUUUUCCGGCGUGCGGCGAGACGAGCCCUUCUCGACGCUGGCCAAGACGCGAAAAUCAGACGGCAAGGUCCUCUUCGGGCGUCAUGCGGCACUUUCUUCCUGGGAGUUUCACCACGACGACGACAAUGAGACUGGGAGUAAUCUUAUUGUCGAUUCAAGGACCGUCAUGGUCGGAGAUAUAGUGGUUCCGUCCUAUCUAAACGAUGAAUGA